UCCGGACCCUUCCACGUUUCUGCGGCGGGAAAAUAAAGCUUCAAGACAGGAAGAGGAGUUGGGGUUGCACAGUCAGAGAGGAUUUAGUUCCCCGAAGUGUGGCGCGGUUGGAGCUUUAUAUCCGGGACAAGCGAGUGUCACCACACUGCAAGCAAAUCCUGGGGCCUCAGCAAACCGGGCUCCGGACAGCUGGCCCCACGCCCGGCUCGGAGUUCGAGACUCUGGCCACUUAGAGCUCUGGGGCCAGCAGGCUGCUGACCCAGUGGCCUUUAUCUCUGUCCCCCUUUGUUCCUUUUAUCUCAGGCUCCGCAGGAGGCCCCGAGAGGCCACACUGCCUAUCGCCCUCCUGGCUGUGCGACCUCUUCAAUGCCCGGCAGGUCUGAGGCUGCAGAGGAGCGGGGCCACCGAGCGUCUCGCUAACUGGGCCAGGCUGUGACGCGGGUCCGGCGGAUCCCCCACUCCCACCCUAAGGGCACUGACACCGGAGCACCGGCGGGCGCGGGUCCCUGCAUCCGCUAGUUUCGGAGCUGCACGCCCCACGAUGGCUCCGGGCCGGGCAGUGGCGGGGCUGCUGCUCUUGGCGGCCACCAGCCUGGGACGCCCCUCGGAGGGGCCGGAGCUCGCCUUCAGUGAGGAUGUGCUGAGAGUGUUCGGCACCAACCGGAGCCUGUCAGCCGCGCAGCUGGGGCGUCUGCUGGAGCGUCUGGGGGCUGCAUCCCAGCAUGGAGCACUGGACCUGGGCCAGCUGCACUUCAACCAGUGUUUGUCAGCGGAAGACAUCUUUUCUCUUCAUGGUUUCUCGAACGUCACCCAGAUAACCAGCUCGAACUUCUCUGCCAUCUGCCCCGCGAUCUUACAGCAGCUGAACUUCCAUCCCUGCGAGAAUCUGUCAAAGACCAGUGCAAAGCCCAGUCUUUCCGAAGUCUGGGGCUAUGGAUUCCUGUCAGUGACAAUUAUCAAUUUGGCAUCUCUCCUGGGAUUGAUUUUAACCCCCUUGAUAAAGAAGUCUUAUUUCCCCAAGAUUUUGACUUAUUUUGUGGGACUCGCUAUUGGGACUCUUUUCUCAAAUGCCAUUUUCCAGCUUAUUCCAGAGGCAUUUGGAUUUAAUCCCAAAAUUGACAAUUAUGUUGAGAAGGCAGUUGCUGUGUUUGGAGGAUUUUAUAUGCUUUUCUUUGUCGAAAGAACACUUAAGAUGCUUCUGAAAACAUACGGCCAGAAUGACCAUACUCACUUCAGAAACGAUGACUUUGGUUCUAAAGAAAAAAACCAUCAACCCAAAACGUUGCCAUUACCUGCAGUCAACGGUGUGACAUGCUAUGCCAACCCCGCUGUCACCGAGCCUAACGGACACCUCCACUUUGACACUGUCAGCGUUGUAUCUAUCCAGGAUGGAAAAGCAGAGUCCAGUUCAUGCAGCUGUUUGAAGGGGCCCAAACUGUCAGAAAUAGGAACAAUUGCCUGGAUGAUCACACUCUGUGACGCUCUCCACAAUUUCAUCGAUGGCUUGGCGAUUGGGGCGUCUUGUACUUUGUCUCUUCUUCAGGGACUCAGUACUUCCAUAGCGAUCCUGUGUGAGGAGUUUCCUCAUGAGUUAGGGGACUUUGUGAUCUUACUCAAUGCAGGGAUGAGCACUCGGCAAGCCUUGCUGUUCAACUUCCUCUCCGCCUGCUCCUGCUACGUUGGGCUCGCUUUUGGCAUUUUGGUGGGCAACAAUUUUGCUCCAAAUAUUAUAUUUGCCCUCGCUGGAGGCAUGUUCCUCUACAUUUCUCUGGCAGAUAUGUUUCCAGAGAUGAACGACAUGCUGAGAGAAAAAGUCACUGGAAGACAAACGGAUUUCACCUUCUUCAUGAUCCAGAACGCAGGGAUGUUAACCGGAUUCACUGCUAUCCUGCUCAUCACCUUGUACGCAGGGGACAUCGAAUUGCAGUAACCGGAAGUGGAGUAUGACGUCAACGUGGGAAGGCAUUUAAUAAACAACACUGAAACAUCUCCAUAGGGAUUUUUUUUUUUUUAAAAGUAUAUCCUAUUUAGUUAAAAGAGUUUUUUUUUUUUU
This is a messenger RNA of Apodemus sylvaticus (European woodmouse), 2053 nucleotides long. RefSeq names its product solute carrier family 39 member 8 (gene Slc39a8). Gene Ontology annotation, biological process: zinc ion import across plasma membrane; intracellular zinc ion homeostasis. Bases 542 to 1930 code for a protein of 462 amino acids. The record is from RefSeq and is a predicted model, not a curated record. The transcript has 8 exons. Gene Ontology annotation, cellular component: membrane. Gene Ontology annotation, molecular function: zinc ion transmembrane transporter activity. Lineage: Eukaryota; Metazoa; Chordata; Mammalia; Rodentia; Muridae.